AUGAUCACAACGUCUCUGGGGGCCCAGGCUAUAUUGCUGGGCACAGGGAAGAAAGGCACCGACCAGAACCAGAGCCAGGACCAGGACGUUGUGCCCCCAGUAUCACAAUCAGUAACUAAUUUCAACUUCUUAACAAGACCCUCCCAUUCCUCCCCCUGCAAGGUGACGUGUCGCCCCAUCGUCCACGCUGCCCUUCAUUCAUCGCAGUUUCUCUGCAGCAGGCGUGACGUCUUCUUUGGUCAAACGGACGUGUCAGUCGCUCUCGCAGACAGACACAAAGGAUGGUAACUUUCUAUGAUGGCACCUAACACAAAAGGACCCUCGUUUGCCUGGCUGGACCCUUCCACACUAUACUGCAACUCCCAGGUUUGGGCGGGGUGUCUUGCAAACUGUCAAAGUCCUUUUAACAGAAAACACUAUUGACUGGUUGCUGGGAUAAAUGCAAUGGGAUUCAUUCUUGGUAUGAAAAGCACACCGAUGCACUUGAAGAAGGAAAGUACAUUGAUCUUGCUCAUGCUAUUAUCAUUUUCAGUUUGCACUGCAGGUAAGCGACCAAAGUUACUUUGGAUGACUGUUUCUGAAAAAGGAUUUUCAGGUGAGUCUGUUGCUGCAGCCCCUCGGAAAAGCGUCCAUAACAAGUGGCUCACUAACCCAAACCAGAAGUACACAGACUACACAGGCAGAAACAACACUGUGGAAGUAAGACUGGGUGUGCUAACACCAGGUUAUGGAUCUUUUUACCAUUCAACCAUGUCAGUUAUUUCUCUUGAGGAAAUUAAUGUUUUCCGGCCGGUAAUUUUUGGACACCAGACGGUUGUUACAGAAACAUCUUAAUGUACAUAUUUUUUUAAAGUUUAACUUCACAAGGGUAUAAGUUAGUUUAAACCUGUGCUAUGUUGUUUUUGUAAGUAUUCAGUCUUGUAAUGGGAUCAUUUCUGCCCUGCCACCAAAUUUCUGGAAUUUAAGAGCAGUAUUAGGCGUGGUAAGAAUGGGAGAAAGCUUGAAUGUAAGGCAGAGCUGUAUUUCUGUUUAAAACUUAGAUAUAAGCAGAAUUUAAACACAUUGAUUUCAAGAUAAACUUGACAAAUUUUCAUAAUCAAGCAAUUUAUUUGUCGACUUAUUUUUAUUUUACAAUGUAUAAUUUACAAUGUAUAAAUGAUUUUCUUUAAAUACUAUAUUUGGUGGUUGACAUGUUUGUCCUUUCUGCAGGAAAAUGUUUGUAUUGUAUUUGAUUUGUAGUUAACUUGCAUUUCCAUUUAAUGUAUAAAGUAUUCUUCUAAUCCUAACUAAAUAACUGU
This is a messenger RNA of Gasterosteus aculeatus aculeatus (three-spined stickleback), 1298 nucleotides long. NCBI's taxonomy places the organism in Eukaryota, Metazoa, Chordata, Actinopteri, Perciformes, Gasterosteidae. The record is from RefSeq and is a predicted model, not a curated record.